This is a messenger RNA of Saccostrea cuccullata (small rock oyster), 2988 nucleotides long. RefSeq lists its product as uncharacterized. The record is from RefSeq and is a predicted model, not a curated record. Lineage: Eukaryota; Metazoa; Mollusca; Bivalvia; Ostreida; Ostreidae. Gene Ontology annotation, molecular function: nucleic acid binding. Gene Ontology annotation, biological process: DNA integration. The coding region runs from base 1 to 2988 and encodes 995 amino acids. The transcript has a single exon.
AUGAGGAACAUUUUUGACAGAAAUCACGCAGAGGUAGCCCCACCUCUGAAACCAAACGAAGAAUGUUGGUACCUACCAAUUUUCGGGGUGUACCACCCACUCAAACCGGAGAAGAUUCGCAUGGUAUUCGACUCUUCAGCUUGCUUCCAGGACUUGUCUCUGAACAGCGUACUUUUGUCAGGUCCAGACCUUACAAAUAGUCUCAUUGGAGUGUUGAUGCGUUUUAGGAUGGAAGCCGUAGCUGUGACCGCAGAUAUCGAGCAAAUGUUCCACUGCUUUGGUGUCUCAGAGAAACAUAGGAACUUCUUAAGAUUUUUAUGGUACACAGACAAUGACCCUACCAAGCCUCUAACGGAGUACCGCAUGACAGUCCAGGUUUUUGGAAACACCCCAUCACCUGCUGUAGCUACUUAUGGGUUUCGUCUUGCUGCCAUUCAAGCAGAACAUAGCUUUGGGAAGGAUGUAAGAGAGUUUGUGGAGCGGAACUUUUACGUGGAUGAUGGUCUGGUGUCCCUACCAACAACACAAGAAGCCAUAGAUCUCCUACGACGAACUCAACAGGCCUUACUGACCCACGGGAACCUCAUAUUACAUAAGAUUGCCUCUAAUGACCCUAGAGUGAUGCAGAGCUUUGAUGUGAAAGACCUAGCAAAGGACUUGAUUGACUUAGAUAUUACACAUGAUGAUCUUCCAACCCAGCGGAGUCUGGGACUCGUGUGGGAUCUUCAGAGGGAUGCCUUUGGGUUUAAACUUAGCAGGAAGGAGAAACCAUACACUAAAAGAGGAGUUUUAUCAUGUGUUAAUAGCCUGUACGACCCUCUAGGCUUCAUAGCGCCUAUCACUAUUCAGGGAAAGUUACUUCUUAGAGAAAUGACACAGGCACCUUCUGUGGACUGGGAUGCUCCCUUACCAGAAGAAUUCCAGAGCAGAUGGGAUGAUUGGACCCAAUCAUUGACUCGUCUUGGAGCAUUGAAUGUACCUCGUAAGUACCUGCCCAUUGGCUUUUCUCAGCUUCAAGAGAAGAACGUACUGAUUUUCACAGAUGCCUCGGAGGUUGCUAUUGCUGCUGUGGCCUACCUGCUUCACAGUCAUGGUGGAGACAUCAAUCUGGGUUUCAUUAUGGGUAAAUCUAAAGUCGCACCCAGACCAGCCACUUCUAUACCACGCUUAGAGUUGUGCGCGGCCGUCCUGGGAGUAGAAAUUGCUACUAUUAUAAGGGAUCAGCUAGACAUCAAUGCAGAUCAUUUCAAAUUCUACACGGACAGCAGGAUCGUUCUGGGUUAUGUGUACAAUCGCACAAAGAGAUUUUUAACCUACGUAAGCAACAGAGUUCAAAGAAUUCUAAGCUUCUCCAAAUCAUCUCAAUGGAACUACAUCCCUACGGACCAGAACCCAGCAGACCAUGGCACUAAAUCUACUAUCGACAGUGCACUGUAUGACUCAUGGCUCAGUGGACCAAUAGAAUGGCUACGCACAGAAGAUACUGUAGAUGGUCCUGCCCCAACAAAUGAUUUGGUAGAUCCAACUAUGGAUAAGGAAAUCAAACAGGACACUGUGGUUUGCAAGGUGGAUGUGUCUACCCCCUUAUCCUGGACUUCACGCUUUGAGAGGUAUUCUUCAUGGAAGAAUCUCGUUAGAGCCAUCAUGUGCCUGAAACGGAUUGUCCAUGCAGUGGCACAUCACAGUAAGGAUAUUAAAGCUACAGAAGAUAGCAGUGCAUUUAGGAAGGCAGAGGAGCUUAUAAUACAUCACGUCCAGUUAGAAGUCUACGAGAAGGAAAUUACUGCACUUAAGAAUGAAAGGCCACUUCCUAGAAACAGUUCCAUUUUGAGACUUAACCCAUCUUUAGAUAAAGAAGGCAUGGUGCGGGUCGGAGGCCGAUUACAACAUAGUGACUUUGAUUUGGGGGAAAGGAGUCCCAUACUUGUGCCAGGGAGUCAUCAUAUUGCUAAGCUGUUAGCUCUACACUUUCACGAGUUAACACACCAUCAAGGGCGCCAUAUAACAGAGGGAGCAAUCCGCAAUGCAGGUCUAUGGAUUACUGGUGCCAAACGUAUUGUGACUUCACUGAUUAACAAGUGUGUGAUUUGUUGCAGAGGGCGUGGGAAACUUCUUACUCAGAAGAUGGCGGACCUACCUGCGAUAUGGUUGAAACCCUCACCCCCAUUCACUUACGUUGGAGUGGACUGUUUCGGGCCAUGGAAUGUGACAACUAGGCGUACUCGUGGUGGGAGUGCUGACUCUAAGAGAUGGGCAGCUUUGUUUACCUGUAUGUGCUGUAGGGCUGUGCACAUUGAAGUAUUAGAACAGAUGAAUACACCUUCCUUUGUGAAUGCUCUACGUCGAUUCUAUGCCAUAAGAGGAGAUGUCAAGGAGUUUUACUCAGAUAGAGGCACAAAUUUUGUUGGCAGUGUGCGUGAAUUAGGUAUUAACUCUGUGAAUGUAGAGGACGCACCCAUACAUAACCUACUCACAGAUAAAGGAACAGUUUGGAGGUUUAAUCCCCCUCAUUCCUCACAUAUGGGAGGAACUUGGGAGCGUCUCAUAGGGGUCACGCGCCGUAUCCUUGAUGCCAUCUUACAAGAGAAUCGUCACGUCAAACUAACCCACGAAGUACUCACCACUUUCCUUGCAGAGGUCUCGGCAAUUGUCAACAACAGACCAAUCGUUCCUAUUGCAACGGAUACGGAGUCGCCUCAGGUACUUACACCCAAUGUUCUACUUACCCAAAAAAUGGGGAAUGUCUCUGAAAGUCAUAUGAACUUUGAUGUUCGCGACAUGUACACCUCUCAGUGGAAGAUAGUCCAAAUUCUUGCCAACAGAUUUUGGGACAGAUGGCGCAAGGAGUACCCCCAGUCGCUACAAGAACGCAGAAAGUGGGCCGAUACCAAACCAAAUGUUCAAGAAGGAGAUAUUGUCCUUAUGAAGGACGCGGAGCAGCAUCGGAACUUUCUGGUCUCUCUGUCGUGUUACUCGUGUGUUCCCUAG